Messenger RNA from Lemur catta (Ring-tailed lemur), 177 nucleotides. Its product is annotated as ATP synthase subunit ATP5MJ, mitochondrial-like. The record is from RefSeq and is a predicted model, not a curated record. Gene Ontology annotation, cellular component: mitochondrion. Bases 1 to 177 code for a protein of 58 amino acids. NCBI's taxonomy places the organism in Eukaryota, Metazoa, Chordata, Mammalia, Primates, Lemuridae. The transcript has a single exon.
AUGCUUCAAAACAUCAUUAAAAAUGUGUGGGUCCCCUUGAAAUUCUACUAUGCCCAAGUUUACCAGGAGAUCUGGGUCAGAGUGGGCUUGAUGAGCCUCAUUGUUUAUAAAAUCAGGAGUGCUGAUAAAAGAAGGAAACCUCUGAAAGCUCCUGUGCCCGCUCGUGGUCAUCACUAA